Molecule: messenger RNA, 844 nt
Organism: Raphanus sativus (radish)
Lineage: Eukaryota; Viridiplantae; Streptophyta; Magnoliopsida; Brassicales; Brassicaceae
Product: basic leucine zipper 43-like
Exons: 1
Coding region: 130-717 (195 amino acids)
Biological process (GO): regulation of DNA-templated transcription
Molecular function (GO): DNA-binding transcription factor activity
Source: RefSeq, a predicted model, not a curated record
UCCUUUUGGCUUCAAAACCACUUCACACAAAACAAGUAUCUCUUCUCUCUCUCUCUCUAAACAUUUUAAUUUUAUCAUUUCACUGGCAAAACCAAAAUAUAUACACCGAAAAAAAUCAGAGCAAAGAUCAUGAACACAAUUCCGGAGGAGUUCACCGGAUACUUCAAAUAUGUAUCGCCGGAAAAAUAUAAUAACCAAACACCAAUCAUGGAGUUUGAAUACUUCAACAUGCACUCUUCUCCUACUUCUUCCUCCUACUACAUCAACGGUCUGAUCAACAACAAUAGCUACUACUCUUCAUCAUCCAAUGGUCACGAUCUAAUGAUGAGCAACAACUCAGCAUCAGACGAAGAUCACCAACAAAGCAUGGCCAUCGAUGAGAGAAAACAAAGAAGGAUGAUCUCUAACAGAGAAUCUGCUCGUAGGUCAAGGAUGAGAAAGCAGAGACAUCUCGAUGAGCUUUGGUCUCAAGUGAUACGACUUCGUACUGAUAACCACUGUCUUAUUGAUAAGCUAAACAACGUAUCUGCAAGCCAUGAGCUUGCUUUGAAGGAGAACGCUAAGCUUAAAGAGGAAACUUCUGAUCUCAGACAACUAAUCACUGAGAUAAAAUCUAACAAAGAAGACGACAACAGUUUUCUAAGAGAGCUUGAAGAUUCGAUAUCAAACGCUGGAUCGGGUUCAGACCAAACGGGAAGAAAUUUUGAGUUGUAUUAAUUAAUGAUCUUGAUCAUUGUUCUGAUUGUAUCAAGAAUGUAGAUUUCAUAACGAUCAUGUAGUAUUAUAUGCUAUAAAAUAUAAAGAAAUGUCUUUUUGCCAAAAUAAAUAAAUAUUUUUUUCUUUU